This is a messenger RNA of Penicillium oxalicum, 816 nucleotides long. Its product is annotated as cytochrome c oxidase assembly protein COX14. The coding region runs from base 1 to 816 and encodes 271 amino acids. The transcript is spliced from 2 exons. The record is from RefSeq and is a predicted model, not a curated record. Lineage: Eukaryota; Fungi; Ascomycota; Eurotiomycetes; Eurotiales; Aspergillaceae.
AUGUCCCGAUCCGCAGCGGAUGCGACGCGGUUCACGGCCACGGGGCCUUACGCCAGCUCCAAGGCUGGCAGUGCACCUUACGAGCUCCCCAGCUUCAUGCAAUCUAAGGACAACUCCAAGCCCAACAAGCCCUCUACCCCUCAAAAUGGACCCGAUGGCAAACCCGAGACACCGAAGCAGAAGGUGGAGCGUCUCCGGGCGCAGGCACGCGCAGCCCGGAUGGCUCAACAGACCUCCGGGAUGGAUCGGUGGAUCGAGUCGGGGCGGAAGUUUGCGAACCGCGCACACAAGGGCAUGGUCUAUACAUUGAUUGUGGCAUCCGGUGUAUGUGGUGUGCUGACGGUCUACUCCAUGGUCUCGCUGACCCUUUACAACCGCCGUCAACGCGCACUUUGGAUCGAGAAGGAGGUCGAGAGUCUCAAGCAAGCACGCCUCGCUCAGGCCAGCGGCACCGCCACGGCUGAACAAUUAGAAAUUAUCGAGAAGGAAGAGAUUGGGGAGAUUGUCAAGCGCAAGCGCGCCGAGGAGAAGGCACAGCGACCAUGGGCUAAGGCCAAGCGCUUCUUGUUCGAGAAGCUGAACCCCGAGGACGCUUCUGCCUCCGCCUCCACCACAGUUGCUUCAACAGUUCCCGCAGCGACCGAGAACUCAACACCCAGCAUCACCGAGGCUGUUCAGGCCCAACAAGCCUUUGACGAAGCCAAGGCCAAGUCCGGCGUUCCGGUACCCGGACAGUUGGACGUUCUGGCGGAGAAUGCGGAGCUCGCAGCAAAGAAGAGCACACGCAGCUGGACGAGUUGGCUGACUGGCCGGUGA